Molecule: messenger RNA, 2426 nt
Organism: Camarhynchus parvulus
Lineage: Eukaryota; Metazoa; Chordata; Aves; Passeriformes; Thraupidae
Gene: TMEM192
Product: transmembrane protein 192
Exons: 6
Coding region: 87-902 (271 amino acids)
Cellular component (GO): late endosome; lysosomal membrane
Source: RefSeq, a predicted model, not a curated record
CGCUGCCCGUGGCCGGCCCGUGGCGGCAGGGCCGCACCGGGGGCGCCCAUUUAACGCCGCCGGGGCGGCUGUGCUGGGAGGCGGUGAUGGCGCUGACGGCGGGGAGGCGGCGGCAGGACCUGGACAACGGCUCCUUGGAAAUAACACAGAGUUUGGAAGAUGAUCCUCUACUGGAUGCACCACUCAUUUCAUCUCAUACAUUGCAUUCCCAGCUGAGGCCAAGAUUUCAUGCUAUCCCAGCAGUUCUCCUUGCCAAUUUCCUGUUGCUAAUACAUGUUGCUUUUGUUGUUCUAGCAUUUUUAGCAGCUAUGUUUUGUUCUUACCCCAAUCCAAACCAAGAUAAGUGCCCUGGAAACUACACUCACCCACUUAAAGUGCAGACUGUCAUAAUAAUUGCAAAAGUAGUUCUGUGGGUUCUGCACGUCUGUUUUGAACGAUAUGUGCAGCACCACCACAGCAGAGUCAGAAGAAGAGGUUACUUCUCCAUAUACCGAUCAACAAGGCAUCUGAAAAGGCUUCCACUGCUGAUACAUGCCACAGGUAAUACAGCCCUGCUCUUGAUUCUGUCAGUGCAGCAUUCCUUUCCUGAUCACAGCAAAGUGUACCUGUAUCUUAUCCUGGGAGUCCUGAGCCUGGAGAUGAUUAGUUCCCUGACAUGCUUAGUGAUUUACACAGUGAAAAUAAGCAACUUCAAUCGUGCCAAGCCAAGACCUGACAUAAUUGAAGAAGAAAAGAUGUAUGCCUACCCUAGUCAAAUUACCUCAGAAGUUGGAUUCAGGGAAAACUCCAGUUUAGAAGAGAUAGUUGAGAAGCAAGGAGAUGUAAUAGAGUAUCUUCAGCGACACAAUGCGCUGCUCAGCAAGAGACUGUUGGCGUUAACAUCUCAGCAAAUCAAAACUUAACAGCAUUUGGGAAACUCCUGCUGGAGCUCUGGAGGGGAAUGUGAAGUCAUGUAAUAUCCAGACUGGUUUGUACAGAUGUGACUCUUCAAUCAUCUUUCACAUUUCGAAAUACAAGUUAAGCUGGAAGGAUAAGCUCUGCAUACAUUAUAAACCUAUUACAACUGGACACUCUGGCUCUCUUCAUCAGUUCUGGAAAAAAGUUCUGCAGCUUCAAAGAUUUUUAAUUCCUCAUAAGUUAAAGUUGGACUUUUUAAUUCCUCAUAAGUUGAAGUUGGACCAGAGUUAAUGGUUUAACUUUGCCCAGUUGUUGCUAUUAUUUUGUACUGCUAUGUAACCAUUAAGCUUCAGGCUACCAAAGUAUUUUAUAUUUCUGGAAUACAAAUUUGUUCUCUAGAAAAAUCUGACUUUCCAAGGGAUGUAUAUGUAGUUUCUAUUGCUGAAGCUGAGACUAGAUGUGUUCUGUCACUGAUUCCCUUUACUUCCAGGGAUAGAGGUGGAUUACUUCCAAUACAGGUUUUCUAGAUGUCUCCUUUUCUCCUUUGUCAGGUAAGUGGAGAAAUUUGGUAUCUAACUUGGGAUUAUAAAAAAGUGGUGGGUGCCCUAAAACUGUAAAUGUCACGUACAAGUUCAUGGUACAAAAACCAUGCUGUGAUAAGCAAUUGUUCAGAAUUCUGGCUUUAAAGCUCUUAAGAGGGAUCCUCAAGGCUGAUGACUAUCCCAUUACCACGAGUUUGUGUUAGUAACAGGACUCCUACUCUGCCAACUGAACUAACAAAGCAAAAAUACUUGAGCAUGAACUUUUUGAUAUGGUAACUAACUUGUGUUGAAUGCUUUUAAAGGUGCCAUCAAAAAUGCUUGUUACAUUCUUGCUCUUCACUUUGGCCCUUCAAGAAAGUCAGCAUCUUGAUUCAAAAGUUGAAAUGGUGUAUGUGGGGAAGUGGAAAGCAGCAGAAGAUAGAAAGGUCUUUUAGAAGUUGAAGAAACAAGAAUUCUUUGUUUUAAUUUAUGGUGAAUUAAGGCUGGUGAAAGAAACAUUUUUUUUUCUGGGUACUGUUUUGUCUACCAAUGUAGACAAAUAAUUAUUUUAGAAGCCAAUACCUCUGUGGGGAUAGGGUAAUCACUAAUCAAAACUGGGAAGAAGACUCUUAAGAGGAGUGGUCUUGUAGUUGGAUAUAAGAAAGGAAAACUAAUUCAUCCUGCUUUGGUGUUAGGGCACAACUUUAAAAGUACCUAGACAGUUUAGUGUGUAACAAAUAUGGGGGUUGUCUCAUUCGAAGGAAAACAAAUAUUGGAGGCUUUGCUGCUAUCCAACACUAGACUGUUCUCCUUAGCUGUUGUUUCUUGAAAAUGCAGCCAGAAUUUUAUAGUACACAUGUAUGGAAUAAAGUUAUUUGUUUUUAGAACUCAGGUUUUGAUGUGACUCUGUAUGUCAAUUUAUAUCAUUUCUAUGAAAAGCAGUAAAAUGUGACUCUGAAAUUCAUGCACAAUAAAUGCAACCAAGGAAGAGUGUGAAUUCUGUUAUUU